Molecule: messenger RNA, 3623 nt
Organism: Cataglyphis hispanica
Lineage: Eukaryota; Metazoa; Arthropoda; Insecta; Hymenoptera; Formicidae
Product: aminopeptidase N-like
Exons: 13
Coding region: 184-2985 (933 amino acids)
Biological process (GO): peptide catabolic process; proteolysis
Cellular component (GO): cytoplasm
Molecular function (GO): zinc ion binding; metalloaminopeptidase activity; peptide binding
Source: RefSeq, a predicted model, not a curated record
AUGUCUUGUACCGAAUACUGUUAAUCUUUGAUGAUCUUUUGGGAUGAUAAAAUCAUGGAGACCGCAGUGUGAUAUUAGUGAUAGUGCGCGAAUUUAUUACAAUUAAUUAUUACAAAUAGACGUACAUACUUACAGCUCGAUACACAUAUUUCAAUAUACAGAGCAUCUGAGGCAAAAAUUAACAUGGUGUUUCUAAAAUUAUUGUUAAAUAGCUGUUUAACGUUUAUCAUUGCAAAGGCCUUUUUCACCCAUACUCACAUUACGAUGUAUAAAAAACAUUUAAACAAUGUUCACAACAUAAUAUCAGAGCAUUAUAAUGUUCAUCUUGUACCAGAUGUCGAAUUAAAUACUUUCUACAGUGAAUGCAAUAUUAGCAUUAAGGUUCUCGUACCAAUGCAAUAUCUAGUAUUGCAUUCAAAAAUUAAAUGUCUAACUGAUAUAAUUAUGACUGAUAAUCCACCAAGAUUUCGCGGGGACGGGGUAUACAAGGAAAUGAUUGUUUAUCCCAUGAAAUAUUUCUAUAGUGAUACGAAUGAAAAUAUCAAGAUUAUUUUUAUAAAUAAUCUGAUAUUACCGGAACGUUACAUUUUGAAUAUAAAAUAUGUUGGUAUUGUUGAUGAUAAUACACAGUUAACAACUAUUUACAAAGAGAAACAUGAUUGGUGGUUAAUGACAACGUAUUUCGAUAUACUUGGGGCUCGACAAAUCUUUCCAUGCUGGAGCGAAUUUUCACAAACCACCUUUAACAUUACUUUAAAGUAUCAUCGUGACUACGUGGCUUUAUCAAAUAUGCCGAUAGAAAAAGUGGAAAUAAAUAAUGUAGACAUGGCGAUCGCACAAUUCCAAACCACACCUAGAAUGCCCAUUUAUUUCAUAGGAGGGAUAGUAACUAAUUUCUAUUGCCAUUCCACUAAAAGCACAAAUGUGUGCUAUAGAAAUUGCUCCUCAAGCCACAUGGUAUUUGCUCAGGAAGCUAUUGAACACAUCACAUUGUCUUUGGAAAGCGAAUGGAAAUAUUUAAGGGAAAUUUUGAAAGUGAAUCAUGGUGCGAUUCCGAAUUUCCCAGACAAAAAUAAACCAAAUUUUGGAUUAGUUCUUUACAGAGAGGAAGAUAUUAUCUACAAUAACAUGUUAGAUUCCGCUGCGCGCAAAAUUGAUGUAGUUCGCAUAAUAGGAUAUAAAGUGUUACAAGAAUGGUUUUAUAAUGUUUAUAAUGUUUAUAAAGUAAAUUCGGGAUCAUGGACAUCAUAUUUUUUUAAUGAUUGUCUUAUUAGAUUUUUGGGAACAUAUACCGUCCAUAAGAUUUUUCCAACAUUCCGGAUAAUGGAUAUGUUUGUGGUACAAUUUCAUCACGACUUACUUAAUUUUGAUACUUCUUAUAAAACGUCUGCAUUCAACAGUAUUUUUAAAUUUUUUCGUUGUAUUAAAGUAUCUAUUAUGAUGCGGAUGUUACAAAACAUAUUUCCUGAAAAAAUAUUUUGGAAGGGUAUACAUACAUACAUAUUUAACGACGAUCUAGAUUACAAAAAUUUGGAAAGAGCUAUGAGUGAAAGUAUUGAUGACACAUAUCCAAGUAUAAUUAAUGUAUACAAAUCAGAAUUAUUAAACAUGGUCAAUAUAACAAAUUCAUGGACAAAGCAAAAACAUUAUCCUACUAUAAUUGUGAAGCGAGAUUAUGAUCAUCCUUACAGCAGGAUGGUGUUAAUAGAAAAUUAUCAUCCAUCACAUCAUUAUUGCAUACCUCUGACCUAUACUACACAAACAGAUCUCGAUUUUAACAAUACUUUACCUCGUUAUUGGUUAAACCAAAUGGAGCCUCAUUUAAUCGAUAUAAAAUUCAAAGAAAAUGGAUGGAUUAUAUUCAACCUACAACAAAUUGGAUAUUAUCGAGUCAAUUACGAUUUAGAGAAUUGGAAAAAAAUUGCAUGUUAUCUUGCCUCUGAGAAUUACAUGAAAAUACACGUUCUUAAUCGUGCUCAAAUUAUCGAUGACGUUUUUCACUUUAUGAUAACGAAACAACUCAAUCCUGCCACAUUCUGGAAUAUUACAAAAUAUCUAAAACAAGAAACAGAUUUUGUGGCAUGGUAUCCUAUGUUUAAAGCUCUGGAAUACAUGUCGAGUGUCUUUCCAUUUUCAGGAGAAAAAACGGAUAAAAUUAAGAAUAAAAUACUGCAUCUCUUAAAUACAGUGCUUGAAAAACUUGAGUACAACGAAAUUCAUAAUGAGGAUGAUUUUAGAAAACGUUUAAGACAAGAAGCUGCAAAAUGGACAUGUUCUCUUAAUGAUCAGAUAUGCGUAAGAACAGCCCAUCAUAAAUUAAAUCAACAUCUCGAAAAUCCCGAAAAGGACAAACUCCUGCCAUGGUGGAAAGAAUGGACAUAUUGUAAUGGUUUCAAAUUAAUAACCAAUUCUCUUUACUAUGAAAAAUCUACUUUGUUGGGAAUAAGAAAUGUAUAUCGUAUCGAAAAUAAAAGAUUUAAAAAUAAAUUUAUAGAAUAUCUAGUUUGCUCUGAAGAUCAAGAUUUUAUCAUAAAUCAUUUAAAUUUUGUAGCUGAUCAUAUGAAACUGAAUUAUAAUUUGCACAAUAAAAAUUAUAUUGCCUUUUUUCUUUUUGCAAUUGCAAGGCAUGCAAAUAAAAAUAACGUAUUUCAUUUUAUAAUUGACAAAUUUGAGAAAAUAAAACCAAAAAAAAUCAGUAUUCUUGUAACAUUAACAGUUCUUGUAAAUCAUUUAUAUUCUGAAGAGCAUCUUCAAAAGGUAAAAGAGUUUUUGGUUGAAAAUUUAAAGAAAUUACAAAAUUAUACAGUGAAAAAAAUACAAGAAAAUUUGCUAGAGCCUUUAGAUACAAUUCUCGAGAUUAAUACAAAAAUGAUAACGAAUUUGAAAAAAGAGGAACAAGAAUAUAAAGUAGUUCAAGACAAGAUAGACAUACGUUCUCAUCAAAUCGAAUCUCAGAAAUAUCUAUCUAAGCAUCUGGCAAGUUAAUACUAAUUAUUUAAUAAAAAAUAAUUAUAGUAUUAUAUAUCUCUCUCUGUAUAUAAAUUUAUUUAUCUGCCUGUUCGGUAAAUAUUUCUUCGUACGUCUCUAACUUAAUAUUUUUAUUUUGUAUGCUUAGAUGCAUUAAUGAUACUCAAUGUGCUUGCAUUAACAAAGAUGUUAUAUUUAUAAAUAUUAUAUAUUAGAUACGUAAUAUUUAUAGAUUACAUAUUAGAUAGCGUACGUUUUAGAGGUUUUAUUAUCACUCUGCAAAUCUGGGAUAAUUUAUAUCAAUUAAUUAAUUAUCUAAAUAAGAAAAGAUUUUUUUUUCAAUUUGUAGAUUAAUGUAUUUUGUAAGUGUCAUAAAAUUUGACUGCACUGAAUAUAAAUAUGCUGGAUCAUUAAUGUAUCGAAUUGUAUCAUCUCUUUUAAAUUGUAUUUUUGUUUUCAAUUUUUUUCAUAUUUGUAGUCUUAUUUUUUAAUACUUAUAUAUUCAUUUUAACAUUCUUUAUUAAGUUUAUUAAUAAUAUAUGUAGAUCAAUAUAUGUACUUUAAUAUUGUAUUGAUUAUUAAUUGUUGAUACAUAUAUUAAUAUAUAUAUAUUGGUGUAUAAUAUAUAUACAUAUAUUUAUAUAUAAAAGUGUAUU